This is a messenger RNA of Trichophyton benhamiae CBS 112371, 2784 nucleotides long. RefSeq lists its product as uncharacterized. The coding region runs from base 1 to 2784 and encodes 927 amino acids. The transcript has a single exon. Gene Ontology annotation, biological process: TORC2 signaling. The record is from RefSeq and is a predicted model, not a curated record. Gene Ontology annotation, cellular component: TORC2 complex. NCBI's taxonomy places the organism in Eukaryota, Fungi, Ascomycota, Eurotiomycetes, Onygenales, Arthrodermataceae.
AUGAAGCCCGCGAGCUCGCCCAAGCGGCCCCAGGACCAUCCUCCGCUGCCUCCGCUGCCCACAGAGCGGCCGUCGCGGCCGGUAGACCUCCAGGCGCGGCGGUCCAGCUCAUCUGGCAGCAGCGCCGCCUCCUCGACCGCCUCCAACCAGACAGCCCUCAACGUCUCGAAGGGAACGCUCUACGGCCUUGCGCAGCAGCAGCAGCAGCACGACCAGCAACUCCCGCAGGCGGUACGGCCUCCAGUGAUGGCGGCGGGCAGCGUCAAUGGCAGUAACACCUCACUGGCGCUGCGGCCCCAGAACGAGCCUGUCCAGCGGCGGGCAUCGCCUCUCGCCCAGGGCCCAUCAGCCUCCUCAUCCUCAGACACUCGAGGUUUCCGUUCACGCCACCAUUCCCAGGGCUUCUUCGAGCCUUCGCUGCCGACGGCCUCCCAGAGCUCCUCUGCUGCGGUCUCCGCAUCGCGGAUUGCGGCUCAGACGGCAAUGCAGCACCAGACCGACCAGCACCAGCAAUACCACCACAUCCGAAACAGAUCGCAGACAAUACCCCCGCCACAGGAGAGCGGACUCGCGGCCAGGAGAGGUGCCAGGGAUUCGCCUCCACCGAUCCAGACGAACAAUCUUCGGCCGCCACUGCCUGUGCCUGGACAGUUGAGCUUCCAGAACGGUCCUGGCGGAGGGCGAGCCGCGGGAGCCGCAACGACGGCUGCCAACGUCGCCUUUCCCAGGACUCCUACGCCGCAGAAUGCGCUGCCAUCGGCUACGGGCAAUACAACGACAACAAUAAGUGGGGGAGCAGCUGACCGCGCUGAGCCUAGCGGGCAGAAGGAGAAGCAGAAGAGUGAGAAGUCCAAGAUGAAGCUGUUCUCCAAGCCUAAACACAUAGGCAUGUCCAGAGACAAAGAGGACAAGAAAGAAAAGACCAUGCCAUCUCCCAGUAAGCUCGCAUCUAGGCUUGUUAACGCGUCAACUGUCAGUCUGAAUGAUCCUGCUGGUGGUGUUGCUGGCGCCGGUGCCGGCGCUGGUGCGGGUGGUGAUAUCAAUAUCAACAAUAGCAACAAUGGACUUUCCGCAAACAACCUAUCUCUCUACUCUCUGGCCAACUCCUCUGCCACCACUGUUGUGCCUAUUGAGAGACACUCGCUGGAUGAGGACAGAGGCAAAGAAAAGGAAAAACACAGACACCACUUUCUCUCGCGCCAGAAGCUCAAGCUGAAGGACAAGGAAGACUUCCACCUUCCCCUGUCCUCGGCCAGCAGCAACUCCCGCCCCCUGGACCCCAGCGCGCCUCAGUCUCUCUACUCCUUUGCACCCUCGUCUCCGGCGGCUUCGACGUUUGGCAAGUCUAUGAGCGGUCUUGAUCUCCGACACGGCGGACGAGCUUUGAGAGAGAAGAAAAAGGAAGAAAAGGCCUCUGCUGCCGCUGCUGCUGCCGCCGCCGCGCAGGCUCAAGCUCAACAAGACGCGAUGAUGCGUGAAGGAACAGAUCACCAGGCCGACUGGUCCGGUGCUGCGUCUGUAACGGGCUCCACCGUCACCUUUGGAGGACCAUCGUCUUCCGUGGGCAGUACCCAGGGGGCCGGUAUCAUGCCUGGAAGCAACGCUGCCAUCCAGGAGAUUCUGCAAGGCUUUGGGCUGCAGAACAUGACUCCCGAUGAUGCUUGGGACUUCCUCAAGGCUAAACUGCUCGUCCUGUUUGAAGGAGAAGACGUCCGUAUUGCGCUGGAGGACCUGAACAAGUUGGUCAGAGUCCAUAUCCAUUGCUGUGUCCAGAAACAUGCACCCCAUCAGGUCGUCGAGGACCUCCGCGACCUGCUCCAGACCGGCUUUGCAUCUCUCAACUACUCUCUCGCCAAGGUGCCCGAGGAGAAUAUCAUUCCACAUCUCGUCAACGUCUGGGUCUUUGCGUUUGGCAACGUUUUGCCUUUUAUCCAGGCCACUUUCCUGCCCCUGGACCUCGAAUUCAAGGGCCACGGCUCUAUCAUGAAUACCCGCGAAGCAAGGGAGUUCUGGGGCGCCCAACCGGGUGCAAGCGAUGCUUCUACUUCUGCCGGCGACGCCCUGGAUGUCCGCAAGAUAGUCCUCACCUCAUUCCGCGACAACGUCAUCUUAACCCGCUACGAUGUGCUCAAGGCAGCCUUCUCUCGCCUCAGCCUGGAGAAAAUGAACGCCAAUAUCAACGGACCACCAACCGCUACUCUACACAGCUCUACGACCGCCAGCGCCAGUCGACCCAGCACCGCUGCCGGCUACGAGACUAGUGUCGGCGGAGGGAGCUAUGCCUCCCAGCCGUCUUCGUCCCAUCUCAACGCCGGUAGCUUCUCCUCCGAAUCAGCCAUUGCAUCUCUCACCCGUGCACGCGCAAUAUCAAACACCUCUUCCAACCCAGAACACACCUACCCGUCUUCUUAUUCCUCUUUCUCUCCAUCUCAGCCCUCCAUCCUCGCGCAAACCCAUUCUCACUCAACCAACAUUCCUGCACCUCCUCAACCUCCACCCACAGAUCCCUCACACGUCACUGAGACUGCCGGCCGUAUGCUCCAAUGCAUUUGCGUGCUAGCCAGCGUCCAAAGCGACGACGAUGCUCAGCAGAAAAUUGAAGAGCUCAGCAAAGCACUCAAGCACAACUGGCUUGGUCGUGGCCGAACGGGCCGUAACCGUCGGGGAUUCGUCGGUACCAAGAUCCGUCCACCUCCACCACCCCGUAAGGACACCAGCGAGGAGCAGGCCGAUUAUCAGUCCACGGACGAGACUCCGCGAGGUACAGAUGCAACCGGAUGGUGA